CACUUUAUCGACGGCGGCACGUGCAGCAUCAGCUGGGUUUGUUUGUGCGCUUGUAUGACAUUGAUUUGGUUUCUCAAGUAUGAUUGUUAGGAAAGCGUCGAGUAGAAAAAGCACUGUGCGCAACGUGACGCCACUGAGAGCUGCCCUGUCCUACAAUUUUCAAAGACACGGGGCUAAACGCAGUCGAAGCGCUCACCGAGGUCGCCAGCUUUCUAAGUUAAAACCGAUUGGACUCAACAAAAACAGUUUUAGAGUCGUAAAGGCCGGUGGAAGAUGUCUGAAUGGCCAGUCGUUGGUUUCCGGGAGCAGGAGAGCUCAUGCUGAGGCCACUGCCUCCGAGGACUUCAGCCAGGACUCCUCAAGUAUAACGAUGCCCUCUGGUGUUUCCAGCUUCUUGCUGGAGUGUUUAGAUGUUGAUUCUCCAGCUUCAAACACGGACACGACGCUCUCAUCCAUCGAGGAGUUUCGCAGAGCUGACAAUUAUGACGAGGUGUUACUGGGUGAAGAUGGGAUGAUGAACACGGUGAAGAACUCAACUCUUCUAGAUCACAGUCAUGCGCAGGAUCUAGCGCUGCAGCAGCCACCAAACCUCUCCUCCAUUCUUGAGCUAUCGAUAAACCCUGCUGAAGAGAAAUCGUUUUCUUUGUCACCCAUAUGCCUCUCUCCUUUACCAGUGCCCUCUGAAGCAACAGAUAUUGCAUCAGGAUGUGUGUUAGAAUCAGCUAACGAGAGAACGCCUGUGAAUACUAGGGUUGUAGCUCUUCCCCCUGUUGUGAAAAAGUGUUUUACAGAAAAGGAACAACCAGUGAAAUGCAGAAAAGUGACGUUCAGCGAUAUAGUGAGCAUUCGAAACGUUUCAAGCCAUAAAUGUGGUAAGACAGACCAGCAGGAUUGUGGAGGAAAGCUGGUUAAAGCGAGCGGAAGAGUGUCAGCGAGAUCCAGAGAUGUUUCCUCAAGACCUGGGAAGUUUUUUGACUUUUCAAAUGAGCGUGAGAGAGAAACCUUUUUCCAGAGACUCAAACAAACACACGUGUUUAAGUUUCCAGCCAAACCGAUCAUCUCAAUCUGAGAGGACUUCAGUUGAAACGAGCUGAACAAUAUCCCUUCUCUUGCUUUUUCAUAUCUGACCAGCAGAGGACACUCAACACUUCUUCAACGUGCUUGCUUUACAGUUCUACAAAUAUCUGAAUUGAAUUCAAUGGCUAUGGAGUGUUUUUAAGAGCACGUGAGACUCCUUAAACAAGAGCUAAUUAAUAUACAAUAAUAUUGGAACAUACCUAUGUAAAAUGAAGUUAAAAUUGAUUAUGUACUUAAUGGAUGAUCUUAGCGCGGAAUCAUCAAAAUGAGAAAACAAUGCCUUGUGCUCGGGGAACAGGUUUUUACAUGCGUUAGAGAACCUUACACAUCAAAAUGAUAUUCGAUGUUUGUAUAAAAAAAUGAAUAAAUAUUAAAAACACGAAUGCAGAACUUCCUUA
Carassius carassius (crucian carp) is the source of this 1475-nucleotide messenger RNA. RefSeq lists its product as uncharacterized. The transcript is spliced from 11 exons. Lineage: Eukaryota; Metazoa; Chordata; Actinopteri; Cypriniformes; Cyprinidae. The record is from RefSeq and is a predicted model, not a curated record. The coding region runs from base 80 to 1069 and encodes 329 amino acids.